Molecule: messenger RNA, 1008 nt
Organism: Fusarium fujikuroi IMI 58289
Lineage: Eukaryota; Fungi; Ascomycota; Sordariomycetes; Hypocreales; Nectriaceae
Exons: 1
Coding region: 1-1008 (335 amino acids)
Source: RefSeq, a predicted model, not a curated record
AUGCCUACUGAACAACCCCGACCAUCGUUCUAUCUACUCCCCCCAGAACGAUAUCUACCGGCAUCGGCCCUAUCAACAUGGCUUGGACGAAUAGUCAAAUCCUAUUCCGAGCCAGACGCAAAUUUUGUGCCGGACGAUCCGAAACCCUUUGUAACACACGAAUUUGCAACAAGCACCAUCGCCAACGCCAGCCUUGCCGCAUUAUCACAGCGGAAUAAGUCGUUUGCUGCCAAACUCGGCGCAACAGUUGAUGUCUCACGAGAAACCAGUAAUGGUGGGGGCCUCUCGUUCACUAGCUCCAAGGUCGUCUGCGUGCGUCUUCAGAAUUAUGAUCAAGUUUUUGAUCGUUUGAUCCAACAUGAGGACACGAGAUCUCAACUCCAACGGAUGCUAGCUCGCGGCGGUAAUGCUGGCUUCAUGGUUACUGCGGUGCUCAUCUGGCAGGAUGCAACUUUCACGCACUCCAGAGAACUCGGGGUCACAACCUCGGCCGGUGUUUCAGUGCCUGUGUCUACGAUUGUCUCAAGCACUACAGGCAUCAUGCUGCCCUCUGAACUCACUGACCCAGGCGUUUCCGGGUCGCGAGGUCGCCAAGAUACAGCCGAGUUCUCUGGCGAAAGCGCCGGGAGUAAUAUCUUUGCUCUCCAGUACAAGACCGUCCGGAGAUCUGUUGUGCAGUCGUUUUUGGGUGUGAAAAACAGUAUGAUGUUAAAAGGAAAGGGUCCAAAUUUGCCAGCCUCGCAAUCUUUUGCAAAGAAACACCGUGGAGAUGACGAAUCUGAGUCGGAGGAGAGUGAUCCCAGUAGCGAUGAAGAAAGCGAUGAAGAGUAUGAGAUCGAGAGUGAUGACAAGUCUGACGGUGAUUAUGAAGCAGUCAAGAACGGGAAGGUUGUCCUGGAGAUGGAUGAGGAUAGCGUUACGUGGGCUGAUGUGCUAGAUGAGGAGGAAGAGGGGAUGGAGCGCGUUGAUAUUAGCAAUGGUGGCGAAGAAAUGGAGUUUGUAUUCUAA